Molecule: messenger RNA, 1150 nt
Organism: Abrus precatorius (Indian licorice)
Lineage: Eukaryota; Viridiplantae; Streptophyta; Magnoliopsida; Fabales; Fabaceae
Product: 3-oxoacyl-[acyl-carrier-protein] reductase FabG-like
Exons: 3
Coding region: 67-918 (283 amino acids)
Molecular function (GO): oxidoreductase activity
Source: RefSeq, a predicted model, not a curated record
GUCGAGGCACAUUGUCUCUCUGAAAAUCUUGAUACUGACAUUAAUUUGAAGCAAUAAGUCACUUAAAUGGAUGCAGCACAAGUCUCGGAGCAGCUGGAGCCAUGGCACAAGCUAAACGACAAAGUCGUUUUGGUUACCGGUGCUUCUUCGGGAAUCGGACGAGACUUCUGCAUCGACCUUGCCAGAGCUGGCUGCUACGUCGUCGCAGCGGCUCGCCGCCUCGAUCGCCUCAAAUCGCUCUGCCACCAAAUCAACCACCUGAUGCCGUCGUCUGCUGCAGGAAACCGCCGCGCGGUUGCGGUGGAACUCGACGUCGCUGCCGAUGGGUCCACCAUCGAGAAGGCUGUGCAGAAGGCCUGGGACGCCUUUGGCCGUAUCGACGCCUUGAUUAACAACGCUGGUGUUAGAGGAAGUGUUAAAUCACCCUUGAAAUUGUCCGAGGAGGAAUGGGAUCAUGUUUUCAAGACUAACUUAACUGGUUGUUGGUUGGUGUCAAAAUAUGUAUGCAAAUGCAUGUUAGAUGCCCAUAUCAAGGCUUCAAUUGUUAAUAUUUCUUCAGUUGCUGGUUUAAAUCGUGGACAAUUGCCUGGGGCUGCUGCCUAUGCAUCUUCAAAGGCAGGUGUCAAUAUGCUGACUAAGGUUAUGGCUCUGGAAUUGGGGGCACACGGAAUCAGAGUGAAUUCCAUAUCCCCUGGAAUUUUCAAAUCUGAAAUCACUGAAAAAUUAUUGCAAAAAGAUUGGCUGAAUGAUGUGGUAAAGAAAAUAAUGCCUAUGAGAAGAUUAGGUACUUCGGAUCCAGCAUUAACAUCUCUAGCUCGUUAUCUAAUUCAUGAUUCUUCUGAGUAUGUAACAGGCAACAAUUUUAUCGUCGAUUAUGGAGCGACCUUAGCAGGUGUGCCAAUUUAUUCUUCUCUAUGAAUUGUGUACAUUGUACACUAACCAAAAGUAAUACCAAUGAGCUAUUUUAUUAUAUAUCUUCAAAUUAUAUAUGUAUGUGGAGUGUCUACUGCCUUGUUGAUAUGUCCAUUACUCCGUUAUGUUCUUAUUGUACAAAUGGUCAAACUGUAAUCUAUGAUAGUUUGAACCCACAAAUAUUUGUCUCUUUGACGUGGUUGGCCUAUCUGAACUUUACAGGUGAAUGGAGUUAUUG